GCAGUCUUCCUAAGCAUUCAACCAAAGGCAACGCAGUUUUGCCUUUUUGAGGUUACAGAGUGGCAAGUUUGUUUGCUCGCAAGAAGUCAUAUUCCAGAUUUGCUUUAAUGAAAGCAUGAGAAGAGUAACGCUCUUUGUCAACGGAACUUCAAAAAAUGGAAAGGUUGUAGCUGUUUACGGGACGCUGUCGGAUCUGUUAUCUCUUGCGAGUAAUAAAUUGGGAAUCAGAGCUUGCAGUUUGUACAACAGCAAAGGGGGCCUCAUCGAUGACAUCGCACUUAUCAGAGACGAUGAUGUCUUGUAUGUCUCAGAGGGGGAUGCCUUUGCUGAUCCUCAGAAUAGCUCGAGAUCCUCGGAUGACUCGUGUUCGGCGGGCCACACCGACUGGCUGACCCUCAACAUCGGAGGACGCCUCUUCACCACCACACGGAGCACUUUAGUUAGCAAGGAGCCGGACAGCAUGCUGGCACACAUGUUCAGGGAGAGAGAUGUUUGGGGCAAUAAGCAAGAUGAACAUGGUGCGUACCUGAUCGACCGGAGCCCUGAGUACUUUGAGCCCAUUCUCAACUACCUAAGACACGGACAACUCAUCGUCAACGACGGCAUCAACCUCUUAGGCGUGCUGGAGGAGGCCCGGUUCUUUGGAAUAGAGCAACUUGCUGAACAGCUUGAAGUAGCCAUAAAGAAUUCCCACCCUGCGGAAGACCACUCCCCCAUCUCUAGGAAGGAGCUGGUCCGCUUCCUCCUGGCCACACCCACCAAAUCAGAGCUCCGUUGCCAGGGUCUGAACUUCAGUGGAGCGGACCUGUCUCGGCUGGAUCUGCGCUACAUCAACUUCAAGAUGGCCAACCUCAGCCGCUGCAACCUCACGCACGCCAACCUCUGCUGCUCAAACCUCGAGCGGGCCGACCUCUCGGGAGCCAACCUGGACGGUGCGAACCUGCAAGGUGUGAAGAUGCUGUGCACUAAUGCUGAAGGAGCCUCCCUGAAGGGCUGCAACUUUGAAGACCCUUCGGGACUCAAGGCCAACCUGGAAGGUGCGAAUCUGAAGGGUGUGGACAUGGAGGGCAGCCAGAUGACGGGUAUUAACCUGCGAGUGGCCACGCUGAAGAACGCCAAGCUGAAGAACUGCAACCUGAGAGGAGCCACGCUGGCAGGCACAGACCUGGAGAACUGCGACCUGUCCGGCUGUGACCUCCAGGAAGCCAACCUGCGGGGCUCCAACGUGAAGGGAGCCAUCUUUGAGGAGAUGCUCACCCCACUGCACAUGUCACAGAGCGUCAGAUAACUCCUCACACACACGACACGUACACACAAUAUACGUACACACAUGCACGCACACUCAAACACACACACAGAUGCAUUUGCACAUGUCUCAGAGUGUCAGAUAACUUCUCACACACACACACGCAAACACACACACAGAGAUGCACUUGCAUAUGUCCCAGAGUGUCAGAUAACUCCUCACACACACACACACACACACACACAUGCACGCACACUCAAACACACACACAGAUGCACUUG
Molecule: messenger RNA, 1527 nt
Organism: Engraulis encrasicolus (European anchovy)
Lineage: Eukaryota; Metazoa; Chordata; Actinopteri; Clupeiformes; Engraulidae
Gene: kctd9a
Product: potassium channel tetramerization domain containing 9a
Exons: 12
Coding region: 116-1288 (390 amino acids)
Biological process (GO): protein homooligomerization
Molecular function (GO): protein binding
Source: RefSeq, a predicted model, not a curated record